CGGCGCAAGCACAGGAAACAUGUUUUUCCUCGGGAUUGUGCUCAUUCUCUUCUUCUCAGGUGUGUUACCAUCCUCGGCACCCAUCUUCCCCUUCUCUCCCUCCCCUGCUGACUGUGUUGAGGCUCACCGGUUGUGUACCGCCGACCCCCGGUGUGCGGCGUUGUACCGAGGGCUGGAGCUGUGUGCAGCCGACGCUGCGGUGUCUCUGGGGGAGCAGGCAGCGGCUGAGUGCCUGGAGAGCCAGGAUGCCUUGCUGGCCAAACACUCUGCUCUGCUGACCUGCAAGUGCCAGCGAAGUUCCCGCCGAGAGGAGCACUGCCUCCACAUAUACUGGAGGGUUCGCCUCCUGCCAGGGGAGGAGGAGCUUGAAAUGUCUCCUUAUGAUGACACGUUCAUGGACACUCGCAUGGCUUCUUUAGUGGCAGCCUCCUCAUUCCUGCCACUGGACAGUACAAACCAAUGCCUGAAGGCGGCUCAGGACUGCGGUCUGUAUGAGAAAUGUGGUUCCCUUCGUUCCGAGUAUGUCUUGGCCUGCACAAAGCGGGUGCCCGGAACUGACCGAUGCAACCAGCACAAGUGCCAUCGGGCCCUGCGGCGCUUCCUGGAGCGGGUGCCUGAGGAGUACAGCCUGGGCGUCCUGUUCUGCCCCUGCACCAACACCCUGUGCGGGGAGAGGAGGAGGAAAACCAUCGUACCGUCCUGCUCCUACCAGGAGAUGGAGGGACCACAGCCCAACUGCCUCCAUCAGCAGAGCUUCUGCCGCCGAGACGACCUCUGCAGGUCCAGACUGGCUGAUUUCCUCCAUAACUGCCAGCCAUCUCCUCUGUCGGCUAGCGGCUGUCUGAGAGACUCAGCAGGCCUCUGCCUCCGGGCCUACGCAGGACUCAUCGGUACCAUCAUGACCCCCAAUUACAUCAGUAACAGCUCUGCAGAUGUAUCGCUGUGGUGUAACUGUGAAGGCAGCGGCAACCAGUGGCAGGACUGUCUGAGACUCCAGCGCAUGUUCACCCACAACCCCUGCCUGCGUAACUCUAUCAGUUCAAUGGGGAACCCCAGCCCCCAGCCUGCAGACAUCACCCCCCCUCCUGCACCCAGGCCCUCCCCACUGGUUCAGGUGGACGACCUGCUGAGCAACAACCACCUACCUGACAACAUUGUGGUGGAGAGUCCGGAGGUGGAGGUGCUGGGAGGGGAGACGACGGAAAAGGUUGACGAAGGCGGCCAGUUUGAUGUCAUCUCGCUGUUUUCAGAGAGGGCCACCGUCUCCAACCUGGGCUCUGGGGCCGGGGGGGCCGCAACCCCCUCCACUGGUCCUCCUCCCCCUAUGCUGGUCCUCCUCCUGCUUCUAACUGCCUCCCUCAGCUGGGGGUAG
Molecule: messenger RNA, 1372 nt
Organism: Myripristis murdjan (pinecone soldierfish)
Lineage: Eukaryota; Metazoa; Chordata; Actinopteri; Holocentriformes; Holocentridae
Gene: gfra3
Product: GDNF family receptor alpha 3
Exons: 8
Coding region: 20-1372 (450 amino acids)
Biological process (GO): nervous system development
Cellular component (GO): signaling receptor complex; external side of plasma membrane
Molecular function (GO): signaling receptor activity
Source: RefSeq, a predicted model, not a curated record